Molecule: messenger RNA, 783 nt
Organism: Trichobilharzia regenti
Lineage: Eukaryota; Metazoa; Platyhelminthes; Trematoda; Strigeidida; Schistosomatidae
Source: the annotation of a GenBank genome assembly
GGGGAUGUUUAAUUUCUAUCGACGUUUUAUUCCUUCGUAUGCCUCCAUCGUCCAACCUUUAACCGAUCUCCUUAAAAGUGAUCCUAAAAGUUUCAAUGGUCAGAGAAAGCACACGAAUCUUUUUGCAACGCAAAAGAUGCCUUAUCCAGAGUCACUAUGCUAUCCCAUAUCAACCCCGAAGCAUCGCUUAUUUUGUGCACAGAUGCCUCCCAAGUAGCUUUAGGGGCAGUAUUACAACAAAAGAUGAAGGGUGAAGUCACCCCACUCGCAUUCUUUUCUAAGAAGUUGGAACCGGCUCAGACACGAUACAGCACUUUUGGGAGAGAAUUGCUGGCCAUAUAUCUUGCAGUGAAGCAUUUCAGUUACUUACUACGGGGCCGGCAUUUCACUAUUUUUACUGACCACAAGCCCCUGUGUUAUGCUUUCACUACUGCACUCGAUAAACACUCCCCCAGAGAAGCCAGACAGUUGGACUAUAUCUCCCAAUUUUCAACCGACAUUCAGUACAUCAAAGGGGACGCAAGAAGUGACAUAAACCAGCUUCAAACUUCCGUAGACAUCAGUCUUGACCGUAUGGCUCAAUUGCAAAGAGACGACGUUGAACUCCGAACUUGUCGCGGAAACUCUUCCUUACAGUUCAAGGAAGCGUCUAUUCUCUUAUCAGAUGCAACUACAGUUUGCGAUGUAUCUAUCGGCACUAACCGUUCGUUUGUUCCUCUCGGUUGCCGAAAAGCUUUGUUCGAACACUUACAUUCGCUUUCUCCCCCUAGAGUACGCGCCACG